Bemisia tabaci is the source of this 537-nucleotide messenger RNA. Lineage: Eukaryota; Metazoa; Arthropoda; Insecta; Hemiptera; Aleyrodidae. The record is from RefSeq and is a predicted model, not a curated record.
AGGACCUGGGAUCUGCGAUCAAGAAAACGGCCAAAUUUCUGGGAAAAUCGUUGAGCAACGAGCAAGUGUCCUCUCUGGUCGAGUAUUUGAGCUUCGAUAAUAUGAGGCGGAACAAAGCCGUAAACAAGGAACAAGUGAAGGCGCUCAACCAAAAGUGCGGCGGUUUCAAGAUCGACGGGAGUUUCAUACGCUCAGGAGUCGUCGGCGGGUGGAAAACCGAGAUGACGUCACAGAUGAUCCACCGAUUCGACGAUUGGACGGAGACAAAAACCGCUAAGACGGGGUUUUCCUUCGAUUUCGCUCAUAAUUGAUGCAGAGAGGGGGGGGUGGAUGGGACGAUUAUUAAAAUUGAAAAAUAAAGUGACGGACGAAAAAGACACUGGGAAACAGUGGCGCGGCGUGAUUUACGAUACAUCGAUUGUCAUUUGAACCUAUGGAAAAGGAUCAUGAACAGGGUGUGCGCAGCGAACACAUUAAUAAUCGAUGCUUUACCAUAGGUUCAAAUGGCAUAACAAUCGAUACAUCGCACUGGGAAAA